AUGGAGGAGAGCGGCGCGGCCGCGGCGGCCGCAGCGGCGGAGGAGAUCCAGCGUCUGCUGGCCGUGGUGAACUGGGAGAUGCUCGACAAGUCGCGGUUCUUCGUCUUGGGCGCCGCGCUCUUCUCGGGUGUGUCCGCGGUGCUGUACCCGGCCAUGGUGGUGAAGACGCACCUGCAGGUGGCGCCGCCGCCGCAGGCGGCCAUGGCGACGGCCGCCUCCAUCCUCCGGCGGGAUGGCCUCCAUGGGUUCUACCGCGGGUUCGGCGCAUCGCUGGCCGGCACGGUGCCCGCGCGUGCGCUCUACAUGGCGGCGCUCGAGGCCACCAAGAGCUCCGUGGGCUCGGCCAUCAUCCGGCUGGGUGUGUCCGAGCCCGCCGUGUCGGUUGCCGCCUCUGCUGCGGGGUGCGUGUCCGCGGCCGUCGCGGCGCAGGCUCGGUUCUUUGGUGUCAAAACUCGCAGUUAG
Sorghum bicolor (sorghum) is the source of this 462-nucleotide messenger RNA. RefSeq names its product mitochondrial carnitine/acylcarnitine carrier-like protein. Bases 1 to 462 code for a protein of 153 amino acids. Lineage: Eukaryota; Viridiplantae; Streptophyta; Magnoliopsida; Poales; Poaceae. The transcript has a single exon. The record is from RefSeq and is a predicted model, not a curated record.